Messenger RNA from Lactuca virosa, 222 nucleotides. Lineage: Eukaryota; Viridiplantae; Streptophyta; Magnoliopsida; Asterales; Asteraceae. The record is from the annotation of a GenBank genome assembly.
AUGGAAAAAGUUGAGUUAAAGAGUGGUGACUUUGGAACUUUGGAAUGGAAUGAUGAUGUUAUAGAGAAUGAUGAAGAAUCCGACACCGAUGAAAAUGAAAAUAUGAAACUCGAUGAAUUGCUAUUUAAAGCAAAAAAGAAUUAUAAAAAACUAGUGAAUGAUAAAAUGAAGUUUGGAAAGUUAAUUGAGUUUUCAACAACAAAAUUCACAAAAAGCGAUUAG